CGCGGUUCCUAAGCAACUAAUUUAGAGUGCAUGUGUUUGUACGUGAAGGAAUUAUCCAAAACAUGUGUCACAAAUUCUCGGUUAUGGAUUAGUAUCCCUUCCAACGAUGUCUAAAUAGGAAUAAUUGUAAUAUAUGUCGAUAUUCGAUGUAAACAUCGCUAGAUAUCGGGAGAACUGGCACGAAGUGAAAAGCAAACACAAGGUUGAAAAGGCAACAUUUGAAAAUGGAAGAGAAAAAGAUGUUUGGCAUAAACGGAAUGGAACAAAACGAUUCAGGAGCCUUAACACCAGAACAACAACAAAAGCUGAAUGAGUUUAAGAUCAAAACAAGAAUUGGAAACGAAAGAUAUUUGAGAGAACAUCCAGAGGUAUCCUGUCUUCUUACAGGAUUUUUAGGGAGUAUCUUGCAAAAAAGACCUGAGAACGUCAGAGAAUUUGCUUCAAAAUACUUUUCAGACCCUGCGUUGCCUAACAGAGUGGAAGCACAGGUGGCCGAAUUAAACAGCAAAUUGAAGAGAGCAAAACCACAAUAAGAAUCAUGUGGUGCACUAAGAAUAAGUUUUGAUAAUCAUUUCUCAUGUGGAAUAGUCUGUGCCCAUGAAAGUGAGAAAUGAUAUGGUGAUAAGUAGCUACUAAUAGUUCAUACUGCAGCCCAGCUGCUUGAAACUUGUGCGCAGAACUUGUGUGCAUAACUUGUGUGCAUAACUUGUGCUUUGUAAAAGAAAAUGAUAAAUAACUUUGUCACAUUUGUCAUGAUUUGGUUUGUUGUACAUUUGCCUUUAUUUAUUUCUUUUUAUUUGUGUUGUUUCUAGGGUUCUUCAUCUGUAAUGAAUGAACAUAAAUCUUGCUUAUUGAGCUUUA
Molecule: messenger RNA, 861 nt
Organism: Stylophora pistillata
Lineage: Eukaryota; Metazoa; Cnidaria; Anthozoa; Scleractinia; Pocilloporidae
Product: RIIa domain-containing protein 1
Source: RefSeq, a predicted model, not a curated record